AUGGAGAGCUCGGGGCGCCUGUUACUCCAGGUGCAGCGUCUUUGCGACGACGGUCGCUUCAAGGCGAAGGCGGCGAAGAGAACUCCUUCGAGUUCUUUCCCGACGACAGCUGGGAAAUCGUCGAUCUUCCGUCAAGCAAACCUCCUCAGCCUCCCCCGGAAGUUCCCAGCGCCGACGCGCCUGAUCCGCCCCCCGCGGACUCCGCGGAACCCCCCGUGGGCUCCCCGGACGACUCCUUCCCCUUUCCGCCGGCUUGAGACGACUAUGCCGCAGAUUGAGGGGGUGGGGGAGCCGUCAAACCCACACCUGGACCCGUUUUUCACCUCCUCCCUGCCGCCCUUCCCUGUGGUUCCUUUGAACUCUGUGCCGCCGGUAGUUGCUGCGCCUCCCCCUCCCCCUCCGCACUCGUUUCCCCCGCCUCCUCCCCCUGAGAACUUCACUCCAGCUUCUGAGUUUCCCCCACCUCCCCCUCCCCCGAACGUCCUUCUCGCCUCUCCUCCGCCUAACCCUCCGCCCUUUCCCCCGCAGUCACCACCUCCCCCGGAUCCACCCUCCCCUGGUGGGGUAAAUGUGAGUCAACCCAGCGGCCCAGGCAGCAGCUUCCCCCUGUGCAACCCGUCACCCAUCCGGUGUGUGUUCAGGUUCGAGGGGUAUGAAGACAGAGUGCCAACGCUGGACAUUACCAGUGCUUUGGCGGAGGAGGUGAUCAGUCCCGCGCUGGUGGUGCUACGUGGUAACCGGACUUGUCGUGUGGUGGCAGCAAACAGUGGUGAGGGGAGGUCGAUCUGCGUUCAUGUGCUUGACGAGGUUUACCAUGCGACAAGGAGCCAGUUUUACGCCAAUGCGGAGGUUGUGCGAGUAAGGCAGUUCAAUCCGCUGAGCUUAAAGAGGGCCUUCUCCAACUCGCGACAAGAGCCGGAAGAGGUCGACGAAAUGGCCGACGCACAAGGCGCGUUCGUGACGCGCGCAUUCGAGAAGCUUCUCCGAGAAUCCACGGGACGGAAGUUUCAGAAGCUACACCAGGCGCUUAAAGCCUAUCUAGAUCGACCGAAAGGGGAGCAUUUGGUUCUGGUCACAUCAGCAUCACGAGUUGAUCCUCGCUAUGGGCUGCCACAGACAGACGAACCAGGAGCGGCGGAAACCGUUCCGCAGCCGCAGCAGCCGGCGCAGCUGGCGGGCACGAUUCCGCUGGAGCCCGCCGGCAGCGGAGACGGCAGCGGGCGCGCGCACCCGAACACGGCAAACGCGGCGAAUGUGACGGCGGCGGCGGCGAUGGCGGAGGCGGGGCAUUCGCUGGAAGGUGUAGAGGCGGAGCUUAUCCUGUGCCCGCUGCGGCUGGCCAUUGAGAGCAAGCAGAGCCGCCUCAUGGAAACGGCGCUUGACUGCCUGCACAAACUGAUAUCGUAUGGUCACUUGGAGGGCGACUGUGGGCUGGAAGGUGGCAAGAACAACAAAGUGCACACGGAGAUCUUCCAGCUCGUCUGCUCCUGUGCCGAUAACACGGCACUCGACAGUGUGGUGCUGCAGGUCAUCAAAGUCAUCCUCACUGCCAUCGCCUCCUCCACUUUCCAAGUGCAUGGGGACUGCUUGAUCCUUGCUCUGCGCACAUGCUACAACAUAGUGCUCACAAGCAAGAGCCAGGUGAACCUGUCAACAGCCAGGGGCACGCUCACUCAAAUGCUCAACAUCGUCUUCAAACGCAUGGAGGCAUCGGAACUAGCCAGUGCCCCUCAGCGUCCCCACGCCUACCCCACACCCACCAAGCCAUCCGGGGAGGGGCCUUCCGAGGACCAACCUGCCGCUGCUGUUGACGCUGCUUCUGGUGGUGAUGGUGGUGGUGCGUCUGCUGCUGCUGCUGCUGCUGCAGUGGAGGGGAUGGAAGGGAAGGAGGGAGGCGGGGAGGGGGAGGAGGAGGGGGAGGUAGAGGGUAACGGGGAGAGGGACGAGAGAGCGGGAGUACAGGAGGAGCUAAAAGUCCUGGAAGGGCCUCAGCCCAGUAUAGAGGCGUUAGAUGCUGUCCUAAGUAAAGCACUUAGGCCGCAGGGAGGGGGCGCAGGUGGGGAUGCUGCUGCUGCUGGUGGUGGUGGUGAGGGUGGUGAAGGGGAGGGAGGUGCUGGGACAGCAGAGGGGAGUGGAGAGGAGGGAGCUGGGGCGACUCCUGCUGCGCCAAAGGGCAUCGAUCUGAGUCUGCUGGCUUUAGCGCAGCGGGACGCACUGCUGGUGUUCUGCACGCCGCACCAAAGUCGAGUAACCAACCAGUUAACUAACAACCACCCACCUAGUCACAUUCUCCCCACCACCACCAGGGGCAUCGAUCUGAGCCUACUGGCGCUGGCGCAGCGGGACGCCCUGCUGGUGUUCCGCACGCUGUGCAAGAUGGCCAUGAAGGACGGCACCGAGGACCUUGUUCUGCGCACCAAGGCACUGUCGCUGCAGUUACUACAGGUGGGUGGGUUGCCAGCAGCACGUGUUGGGCUGGCUCAGAUGGCCAUGAAGGACGGCACUGAAGACCUCGUGCUGCGCACCAAGGCGCUGUCACUGCAGCUGCUGCAGGUGUGGGUUGCUGUGCCACGUGCUUGUCUAGUAGCUUCUGCAGGUGGGUGGGUGCAGUGGUCAGCACGUGGUGAGUGGGGUACCAGUGGGCCUGUGAGUCGCCUCAAAAGGCAUUCAGCACGCGAUGACGUGCAAGACGGCGAGCAGCGCAUGAGCGGGAAAUGCAGCGGCCUGUUAGAAUCGGUCAGCCGUGAGUUCACGCUCAACUUUGCCUUCCUCGACUCCAUCAAGAUGUACCUCUGCUACGCGCUCGUGCGCGCCGCCGUGUCGCCCUCCGACCGCAUCCACGGCCUCGCCUGCUCCAUCUUCGCCACGCUCAUCCAGCGAUUCCGCGAGUCCCUUAAAGCCGAGAUCGGCCUCUUCUUCCCCCUCGUCGUCCUCCGGUCACUCGACUCCCCGGAUAUCUCUCCAACCCAGCGUCUGGGGCUUCUGAGAGUGUUAGAGCGGCUCACAGCCGAACCACAGCUGCUAGCGGAUGUCUUUGUGAACUACGACUGUGAUUUGGACGCGUCGAAUCUGUUUGAGCGUAUGGUGACGUCUCUGGAGCGGCUUGCUCAGAUGCCUGUGGUGGGGAUUGCGGGCGGAGGGGCAGGGGCGGGGGGGGCGGGUGCGGGAGGGGAGGGUGGGGCGGCGCUGGUAGCGGCGGUGAAGCUGGCGGCGUUGCAGUGCUUGGUGAAUGUGGUACAUGCUUUGGAUACGUGGUAUGGGAAGGAUAAGCCUCCGGUGCCGGUGGGUGUGGUGGGUGAGGAGAAGGAGGAGGAAGGGGACGAGUGGAAGGCGGAUGGGUUGGGAGCGGUGGAGGAGGAGGAGGAGGAGGAUGAGGAUGAGGAGGAGAGGGAGGGGCGGGUGGCGAAGUGGGCGGCGGCAGAAUCACAGGCGGAUCAGUUUGGGCGGGCCAAGGCGCAGAAGGCAGCGUUUGAGACAGCUGUGGAAAAGUUCAACAUGAAGCCAGAGAAGGGACUGGCGUUCCUGCGGACGAGAGGGCUGUUGGCUGCCGAUGCUGCUGCCACGGCUGAGUUCCUGCGCUCCACCCCUGGGCUCGAUAAGACGGCCAUAGGCGAUUACCUGGGCCAUCACGACGACUACCACCUGGCGGUGAUGCACGCCUACGUGGACGGCAUCCCCUUCCACAGCACCUCCUUCGACCAUGCCAUCCGCCUCUUCCUCAAGGGCUUCCGCCUGCCAGGGGAGGCUCAGAAGAUCGACCGAAUCAUGGAGAAGUUUGCAGAAAACGUCCUCUCUGCUACUGCAGCCCUUCGAAACAUGAGUACUGCAAGGACGACCCCGGGGGUAUUCAAGACGGCAGGCUGUGCCUAUGUGCUGGCCUACGCAGUGAUCAUGCUCAACACAGACGCCCACAACCUUUCCUCUCCAUCCAUCCCCAUUCCGUCCCAACCUUUCCAUUCCAGGUACUGCAAGGACAACCCCGGGAGUAUUCAAAACAGCAGACAGCGUGUACGUGCUGGCCUAUGCAGUCAUCAUGCUCAACACAGACGCCCACAACCCCUCUAUUCCUCCCCCAUCCUCUCCACCCCCUUCCGCAGAUACUGCAAGGACAACCCGGGAGUAUUCAAGACAGCAGACAGCGCGUACGUGUUGGCCUAUGCAGUGAUCAUGCUCAACACAGACGCACACAACCCCGUGGUGACCGCCAAGAUGACCAAAGCCGACUUCGUGCGAAUCAACUCAUCCCUCGAGGGCGAGGAGAGCGCGCCUAAGGAGCUCCUAGAGGCCAUUUAUGACUCAAUAGUCUCCGAGGAGAUUAAACUAAGGGAUGAUGGCGGUCCGGGGGGUGCCGGAGGGGGUGGAGCGGGCGGGGCAGGCAGGAAGGAGAAAGGGCAGCUGGUAACCGUGCUGAAUCUGGCGUCGGGGCAUAAACGCAGCACGGUGGAUGUGCGGAAGGAGAGCGACGAUAUCAUCAAGCGAACGCAGGCGAUUGUGAGGCGAGGGCGCGUGCAGCGAGGGGUGUUUCACUCCGCUGCCCAUGCUGACCUCGCUCGGCCCAUGCUGGAGGCGGUAGGAUGGCCUCUGGUCGCCACGUUUGCUGUGACCAUGGAGGAAGGUCCGUCGGGAGAGAGUGCCGCUGCAGUGGCUGCUCUAGCGGCAGGGGGUGCAGGGGGUGGGGGGGCGAAGAGUCUGGUGGUGGUGUGCAUGGACGGGCUCCGCUGUGCGAUUCACCUGGCGUUUCUCCUGGGCAUGGAGACUCUCCGCUACGCCCUCCUGACCUCGCUCGUCCGCUUCACCUUCCUGCACGCGCCGAGGGAACUCCGGGUGAAGAACCUGGAGGCGAUCCGGACGCUGCUGGCGAUAGCAGAGCAGGAGCCUGAGGCGCUGCAGGACACGUGGAAUGCUGUGCUGGAGUGCGUGUCCAGGCUGGAGCACGUUGCCACGUCACCUGCCAUGCUGGCGGUGCUGGGCGCGCCGCCCGCGCCGGUGGCGGUGAGGGAGGCGCUGCUGGGAGGUGUGGAGGAGCUGGCAGGGAAACCGCUGGAGCAGGUAUUUGUGGUGAGCUCGCGCCUGCCGUCAGACGCCGUUGUCGAAUUCUUCAUCGCUCUCUGUGGUGUCUCUGCGGAGGAGCUCCGCCAGUCGCCCCCGCGGGUCUUCUCCCUACAAAAGAUUGUGGAGAUCUCCUACUACAACAUGACCCGCAUUCGCAUGGUGUGGGCGCGCAUCUGGUCAGUGCUGGCGGUGCAUUUCAUCACGGCCGGGCAGAACCCCGACGAGCACGUCGCCAUGUAUGCCGUCGACUCCAUCCGCCAGCUGGCGCUGAAAUAUCUGGAGCGCGCUGAGCUGGCGCGCUUCACGUUCCAGAACGACAUCCUGAAGCCGUUUGUCGUGCUCAUGCGCACGAGCCGCAGCGAGAAGACUCGAGAGCUGAUCGUCCAGUGCGUCGUGCAGAUGAUAAAGGUGAAGGUGGGCGGCAUCAAGAGUGGGUGGCGCAGCGUGUUCAUGGUGCUCACUACUGCUGCCACCGACAGCCACGAACCCAUUGUGGAGAGCGCGUUUGAAACCGUGGAGCAGGUGGUACUGGAACACUUCGAGCAGGUGAUAGGAGACUGCUUCAUGGACUGUGUUAACUGCCUCAUGGCCUUCGCCAACAACGUCCUCGUCCCCCGCAUCUCUCUCAAAGCCAUUGCACUCCUCCGAAUCUGCGAGGACCGUUUAGCCGAGGGCCGGGUCCCGGGAGGCGCCCUGCGCCCCGUGAAUGAAGGCGAGAAGAUGAGCGACAACGAGGUGGCGGAGUAUUACUGGUUCCCGAUGCUCGCCGGGUUGUCCGAGCUGACUUCCGACCCUCGCCCAGAGGUUCGGAGCUGCGGCGUGGAGGUGUUGUUUGAUCUGCUUCGGGAGAGGGGGCAUAAGUUUUCGACGCGGUUCUGGGAGAGUGUGUUUGAGAGGGUGCUGUUCCCCAUCUUUGACUAUGUGCGGCACGCUGGCACGGACGGGGAGAGGCCCCCCCCCACGGACCUGUGGCUGAGAGACACGUCCAUUCACUGCCUGCACCUGCUCUGCGACCUCUUCUGCGACUUCUACCAGGACGUGGCCUUCAUCCUGCCGUCCCUGCUCGGUCUCCUACUCGACUGUGCCACGCGCCCUGACCAGUCACUGGCAGCCAUAGCAGUGGGAGCACAGCUGAGGCUCAUUGACAGGGGGGCGCCGCUCUUCUCCUCCCGUGACUGGGCCGUGCUGCUCGACAGCCUCAGAGUGGCCACACUAACCACUCGUCCCACCGAGCUUCUCGCAAUCACUGAAGCAUCCCUCGCUGCCUCUGCUGCUGCCGCCGCCAACGCCGCUGCUGCUGCUGGCGACACCGCUGCUGCCACUGCCGCCACUGCCGCUGCCACCGCUGAGCUGUCAUUGGACAAUGCUGUGCUGGAAUCCGGCGCUGCUGACCUGGCGGAUCAUGCGUCAGGCUCGGCGAUCCGUACCAAGAUUCCCACUGGUGACGUGGCGACGAGCCUGAUGGGGCCGAACCUGAGUGAGAGGAUUGUGGCUGCGCCUGGAGGUGUGACUGUAGCCGAGCAAGUGACUGAAGUGGAUGUGACUGUAACGAAUGGAGGGGCGGAGGGAGAAGAGGGUUACGGGGUGGUGGAUAGGAGUGGGGCCGAUGAGGAGGCGGCGGGUGUUGGGGAGGGGAAGGGCGAGGAAGACGGGAAGGUGGAAGGGAGUGGGGAGGGGUUGGCGAACGGGGAGGGUACUGCCAUCAAGCCUUCAGCGUCAGGAGAAGGGGACAACUUUGGCAAGCGCCUGAUGGACACGCUGCUGCUGCGCAAUCUCUCCAUGGCGCUGGGAGGCGCGCCCACUCCCGCUGCUGGGGGGAGCGGCAGCAUCUGGUCGCGCGCGUCCAACGCAAGUGACGCUGCCCUGGCGUCUGCUGUGGAAUCCGAGGAGCAAGGCGAUGGGGCCAAGGAAGAAGAGGAGGAGGAAGAGGAGGAUGAGGAGGCAUCGGCCUUCCCGGUGGCAGACCCUGUGCGGGUCAAGUGCUACACGCAGCUGCUGCUGCUGGGGGCGCUUAAUCAGCUACAGGAGAAGCACUGGCAGCGGCUGCGGGCGGCGCACCGGCGGCAGCUCUUGGACUGCAUUGCCACCAGCAUUGACUUUGCCGCCCGCUUCAACUCUGACACGCACCUGCGCAUGCGCAUCCAAAUGCUGCCGCCCGAACGCCCUCCCCCAUCUCUGUUGCGCCAGGAGGUGACAGCAACACAGCUGUACCUGAUUGUUCUCCUGCGCUGCCUCAACGACCCGGCAGCAGCGCUGCUCCCACCAGCCCUCUCCUCCCAGAUGCUGCUGCAGUCAGGGGCGGCUCACGGGGACGGCGCAGGGGAGGGGGAGGAGCAUGUUCAUGGGAAGACAACCCCUGAAGCAGCAGCGACAGAAGGGGGGAGAGCAGCAGCAGGAGCAGGGGUGGGAGCAAACGGGGGAGCUGCGGCGAAGGGGGUAGCAGCAGGGGGUGGGGGAGAGGGGGAGGGGGGUGAGGAGGAGGAGGAGGAAAGGAGGCGGUUGGGAGAGGAGGCAGAGGAGCAGUUGCUGCGGGUGUGUGGGAGGGUGCUGGAGAUGUCGUCUCGCCUGCAGCCCAACACGGGGCAGGCUGUCGAGGCCGAGGUGCACCGCCUGCUUGCCCUCCGUGCGCCUGUUGUUGCCAGAGUACUGUCAGCGCUGAGUCAGAUGGACGUGGCACGCUUUGAGCGCUUUGUGCCGCACCUCUACCCGCACUGCACGCGCCUCAUCUGCUCCGACCAGGUGGAGGUGAGGAAGGCUCUUGGAGACCUCUUCAAGGCCCGCCUCACUCCUCUUAUUCCAGGCUCCGAUGCACCUUCACCUCCCAUGACGGCUUCCGCGUAA
Molecule: messenger RNA, 7893 nt
Organism: Closterium sp. NIES-65
Lineage: Eukaryota; Viridiplantae; Streptophyta; Zygnematophyceae; Desmidiales; Closteriaceae
Source: the annotation of a GenBank genome assembly